UGUGGACAUAUCCUUGGGACCUGGGAUUUUUAAACGAAUACUGUACCCUUUAUGCACCAGUCGCGCGUUUUAUCCGCACAUUCUUCACAGGCAAAUUGUGGCACGUGUUUGGCAAUUAAUGCCUCUGAUGGACAAAACUCUAUACGGACUUUUUCUCCUACCCGUGUACAAGCAGAUCAGUGUAAUCCGUCCAACUCAGGGAACUGCGAUGCCUAUUGUUUCAGCCGUACUUCUGAUGGACAAACCACACACAUGUCUACAAUAGACACUUCAAGUCGGACGAGUACAAGACACAAUCUUCACUGCUCCUCACGUCCAGAAAACACACCGGUACAAUUCAAUGGGGUUUGUCAUGAUCGUUCGCUGUUUUACGGCAGUGGUUCAUUUCCUGGCGAAUCUGGAGAUAAAACCCUAUCCGAGUCAGGAUUAAACGAACCUUCUAAUUGCCAUCAACUAUCUGUCAGUCACCAAUGUAGUUGCAAUGGUCAACAGACCACUCAGCGACAGUCCCCCAGAACGAUAAAGACGGGGCGGUAUUUUUCAAAUAACCACUCUGCAUAUCAAGAUGGCAACCUGAUUCGCGCUGCUGUUGUGGAUCCGAGGGGCGGCGCUGGUCCGCUCUCCACGAACUCUAUCAUUGCGCCAAAUUCGUUUACGGAAGUAGGGCCGUUGUCAAAUAUCCACCCACUGCGAGCUGAUUUCGGUAAUGCAAGCUACGAACUGAGUGAGGACUUGCAGGCCAAGGAGGUUGAAUUGAUCGAGCGCAGCUACGGCGGUCGACUAAGGGCCCAGAGAGCGGCCCGCAUUAUCCAGAAUGUUUACCGUGACUAUCGGUUACGAACGGAGUACGCCCGUCUCUGCAUGGAAAACUGUUCAAAACGCAAAAUCCAGGACCAUGAUUCCAUCCUUCCAGCAACUGGGUUGCACCAAACCUCCUCUCCACCGAGUGAUCGUCAAACGUCCGUGAAAUUCGAUCUUCGUCGAAGCGAAAACCAAUCCUCAAGGUCUUCUGGAAGUCUUGAAGAUCUGGUUCUUGAGCAAGCCUAUGUUGAUUGGGCUCUGAAGGCAGCCACAGAGCAACUUAGCUGUGGCGUUUCCUCCAACUCGGAUAGCACUGGUGUCAUCUCUUUUGAUCGGACUUCUCAUAAUAGUGGUACAUCUAGGUCAAACGAUAAAGCACUUACGGAAGACAAUCAGGUUGCCUCGUCCUCUUGCAAGGGUAUUGUUCACGAUCAUUGUCACGCGGAAUUAUGUCGCGACCAUGAGACUAAUUUUUCUGUUGGUUCACGCCUUUCCAACCAUCGUACUAGUCCAAAUUGCUCCGCCAUAUAUCCCCUAGUCGCCAGAGAUACUAAUUCUAACCACACUAUUCCAAACAGUAACUUCGCACAGUGCAGCUGUCUAACGAGAACCACCGCGGCUGUACUUUCAUGCGAAAUACAAAGACGCCGGACUAGCCCGAUUCGUAAACUAUCUUCACCCACGUUGACACGUAGGAGCCAACCCAGAUUUGAACAGUCAUGUAGGGAUUCGGUCAUGCCUUCUAGUCAACGUUCACAUUCCGGUUUGAAAGGUUCCUCCACCACACCGGGCCUUUUAUCUAGUCAGGGUGACUGUCAUAGCGUAUUCGUCCCAAACAAACCAUCAGAGCCGUCACCGUCAGCAUUGCCCUGCUCGUCACAACAGGACAGUUGUGUUUGCCAGUGCUCAAAGUGCUCCAGAAGCAAUGGGGUUUGUACACACUCAGCUGGACUGUUUCCUGCCGAUCAUGUCAAUUCCUUCACUAGUGUCAGUGGUAAGCGACCAGUGCUCACAAACGGAGUUACACUGGACUCGUCGCGAUUAUCUUCUCGCACUUGCUCUCGACACACAACUCAUCACCCUUCAGGUCACAAUUCUAGUUCAGCUACUGCCUGCCACAAUGCUUCCAGACCCGUCCUGGUAGCUCUCCCGACAUCCGUCGCGUACUGCAGUUCAUCGGGACAUAGUUGGAAUUCGUCGACGGUAGCACAACAUCAACUUACCGGGUUAUCGAUAGAGCAAAUGAAGCAUACACACCUGUUUGUUCCGACACAGUGUCGUGCUUCUCAUGCACCUCAACAAUCUCUCACACGAGUGCUUCCAUCUGAUGGACAGCACUCAGUCCCUUCGCUACAACCCUUACCGCUGCAGAUAAUCAAACAACAGGCCCGUAAUGCAGAGAAAAGAAGAAAGCGGAUUUACCGCAUCGGUUUAAAUAUGUUCAACAAAUCCGCGGUCAAAGGAAUUGACUUUCUGGUUAAAUGUGGUUUCCUCGACUGCUCCCCCGAGACUAUAGCUCGCUUUCUGCUCACUCGCAAAGGUCUCAGCCGUGUGGCGAUUGGUGACUACUUGGGAAAUACCAAGGACGAGCUGGCGAUGGCGACUACGCGACAGUUCAUGCGGGAAUUGGACUUCCGGGAACUUGAAGUAGAUGAAGCACUACGUCUGUUGCUGAGUUGCUUUCGCACACCGGGUGAAUCGCAGAAAAUCGUGCAUCUCUUAACGGAAUUCCAAUCUGCCUACAUAGAACAGAAUCCGGCACGUGUGAAGGCCCAAUUCCGAAAUAUCGAUUCUGUUAUGGUUCUUGCCUAUGCAAUUGUAAUGCUUCACACGGACAUGUACAGCCCGAAUGUUCGCCCACAGAGCAAGAUGACCAGGGAUGAGUUUGUGCGCAACCUGCGAGGAGUUGAUGGAGGCGAAGACCUGGAUCGGAAUCUCCUGCUGGCCAUUUACGACCGUAUUCGGCUUCGGGAGAUGUCUGUUGCUCCUGAUCACACUGAUCAAGUACGAAAAAUUCAACAACACCUCACCGGACCUUUGCGGCCGAUCAACCUGGCCCUGCCGCAACGUCGCCUGGUCUGCUACUGUCGUUUAUACGAGGUACCAGACAAGCAUAAGAAAGAACGCCCUGGUGCUCAUCAACGCGAAGUCUUUCUUUUCAAUGAUUUACUUCUGAUCACGAAAGCCGUGCAAAAGAAACGUCGGGAUGCGGCCAUAGCCUACCAAGUUCGACUUUCACUCAAUCUAUUGGGAGUACGGAUACUGGCUUUUGAAACUAUACACCAUCCUAACGGUUUGGAACUCGUGCUUCCACUGUCGCAACACGUGUCCAUCAACGCCAAAGAGUCCGGCCUGACUGGGACCAGUCUCACACCAGAUGGUCGCGCACGCAUUCUCGUAACUCUGAACACCAAAACUGCAUCUGACCGCGUGCGGUUCAUGGAAGAUUUACACGAGUGUAUUCUGGAGGUCACCGAAGCUGAUCGUGUGCGGAUCGAUGAAGAAAUGGCCAAGCAGGUGAUACAACGAAAACGAUUCAUCAAACAAGGUUCGGUGACAGUGGGCUGUGCAGGUCUCAGUGGUGGUGGUGGUAGUGGUUCUGGCGCUGGAGGUCCGGCUGUAAACAAGGCCUUGGACGAGAGGCGUAUGCGACCAACACUAAAUUCGACCAUCAGACAAGGUCAUCCUGUCGAGACAGUUCAUUCGUCUGGUGAACGCCAGGCUUCCAUGCCACCGUUUGUGACCAGUCAACAACAGUUUAAUCAACAGCAUAAACAACAGCCACAUCAGCAUCCCGGAGUGGUACUGACAAGUUUCAGUCGACAAGCCGUCACGCAUAAUCAGCCGCCGACGAAUGGCAGUGAUCUUCCGAACACAAGUAGUACCUGUGUCUGCAAAUUGAAUCAGAGUUCGCGACACGGUGAGACGAUUACUCAAAGGGAACUCGCCAUGCGACCGGAGAAACUGGAAGCACGACAGACUAAAGUCGCUGGAACACCAGCAGAAGAGGCACAACGAUUGAGUGGUGACAGCGGCCUGUUGGCAGAUCUUGAAACCCCCACUUCACAAACUUCUCAUCCUCUCGGUUCCUAUUCUUCGGGAUCUUCUGGUUAAUUAGUCCACUGAAUUGUACAUAUGUAUUUAGUGUCCUCAAAGAGCCACUUGUAUAUUAAGUGGCUCGCAUUUUACACGGCAACUACAUGCUUUUUACCCUACGAAACCUUCUGUGACUUUGUAAUCACGCUUGGACUUCGUGCAACGCAGUCUCAUUGAUUCUAUCCAGUAGCAGUUCACCCCGUCUUGUCCAGUUUUCUUUUCUUUAUCUGUGAUACCUUCACACAUAUUGAUUUAUCCCCCAACCCUCCACGAUACCGGUCGCGGUUGUUUUAUCGUCCACCUUACCAACCGGAAUUUGAACGACUUUUCACAUCUUUAUUGAACCGAUCCCACCAGUUACUUGUCCUGCCAUAAUUUGAUACCUUAUGCAUUCAAUUGGGCCUCAUUCGACCUACCAAGCGACUGUUACAAUUGGUGCUGGUAUGCCAGCA
This is a messenger RNA of Opisthorchis viverrini, 4349 nucleotides long. RefSeq lists its product as hypothetical. Gene Ontology annotation, biological process: regulation of ARF protein signal transduction; actin cytoskeleton organization. Gene Ontology annotation, molecular function: protein binding; guanyl-nucleotide exchange factor activity. Lineage: Eukaryota; Metazoa; Platyhelminthes; Trematoda; Opisthorchiida; Opisthorchiidae. Bases 52 to 3915 code for a protein of 1287 amino acids. The transcript has 7 exons. The record is from RefSeq and is a predicted model, not a curated record.